Molecule: messenger RNA, 1261 nt
Organism: Corapipo altera (White-ruffed manakin)
Lineage: Eukaryota; Metazoa; Chordata; Aves; Passeriformes; Pipridae
Gene: NOG
Product: noggin
Exons: 1
Coding region: 175-642 (155 amino acids)
Biological process (GO): osteoblast differentiation; dorsal/ventral pattern formation; negative regulation of cell differentiation
Source: RefSeq, a predicted model, not a curated record
UACGCCUUGGUGGUUCUGCUGGGUCUCCGGCUAGAGCAGGGCGCCUGCCAGCACUAUCUGCACAUCCGACCGGCUCCCAGCGACAACUUGCCCUUGGUGGAUCUAAUCGAGCACCCGGACCCUAUCUUUGACCCCAAGGAGAAGGAUCUUAACGAGACCUUGCUAAGGAACCUCAUGGGCGGUCACUUCGACCCUAACUUUAUGGCUAUUUCCUUGCCCGAGGACCGGCUCGGAGUGGACGAUCUAGCUGAGCUGGACUUGCUGCUCAGGCAGAGACCCUCGGGAGCGAUGCCCAGCGAAAUCAAAGGGCUGGAGUUCUACGACGGGCUGCAGCCGGGCAAGAAGCACAGGCUGAGCAAGAAGCUGCGCAGGAAGCUGCAGAUGUGGCUUUGGUCCCAGACCUUCUGCCCGGUCCUAUACACGUGGAACGAUCUCGGCAGCCGCUUUUGGCCCCGGUAUGUCAAAGUGGGCAGCUGCUACAGUAAAAGGUCUUGUUCAGUCCCCGAAGGCAUGGUUUGCAAACCUGCCAAGUCCGUGCAUUUAACGAUCCUGAGGUGGAGGUGCCAGCGCCGGGGAGGGCAGAGGUGCACAUGGAUACCCAUCCAGUACCCCAUCAUUUCGGAGUGCAAGUGCUCCUGCUAGGGCUGGCACUUACCUUCUCGCCCCUUCUCCAGCGGACUCACGUGGACCUUUGCUGCAACAGAAAUAAAAGACAUUUGCUUUCUGGUUAACGUUGUAAUGCACUGUAACGUGUAGGAGAAUGUAUAUUGUGUGUAUAUAUGGCACCGGUUUAAUAUACUAUUAAAAGGUCAGUAUUAUACGUGAAAUAAUCAGCGUCUACUGUAUUUCUAAGACUAUUACCCUGAUCGUUGCUAAUGUAUCUUUUUUUUUUUUUUUUUUUGGUAUUUAUAUUCCAGAGAGAAGUUGCUUCGCUUUGGCGAAGUAGGUUUUUUGUUGGGUGUGUGUUUUUUUUAAUAAAAGGAUUAAAAAAUACAAACCAAACUUUUUGAUAAGAAAACGGUUAAAGCUAUUUUCCAUUAUUCGGAAAGCGCGUGUGUGAGGUUUUUUUGUUGUUUUUUUUCCUUACGGACUUUAGAUUUAAAAUAAAAGUGAAUAAACGCCUAGAGCACAAUGUUAUUGUAAAUAGAGAGAACAGUUUGAAUGACUUAAUCCUAUGUAAAUGAAGAGUAUCUGCUAUUUAUUCUUUAUAUCCUUGUAGUAAAAGUGCAGUGCAGAAUUAAAGUCAACCACUAAAACACGA